Molecule: messenger RNA, 387 nt
Organism: Oikopleura dioica
Lineage: Eukaryota; Metazoa; Chordata; Appendicularia; Copelata; Oikopleuridae
Source: the annotation of a GenBank genome assembly
AUGAGAGGACAAAUCGGACUUCUUAUUUUUUUCAUAGCGCUGUUUAUUUCCGCAGAGAGUCUUUCAGUUCAAGAAAAACGAGCACGCGUACUGGAAUGUCUUCUUGAAUUCGCUACCGACAAGCGCAAAGAGAGUUGCGCAAAUCUAGGAACAGCGGGAGAAUCAUCUGGAGAGAUUUUGGAACUGCAACUUUCGACUCUUGACAAUGGGGGUGAAGACGGCAAAGUCGUGAAAAUUGAAGCUCUUCUUCCGAAAAUUGAGAAUUCGGAAGGCAGCGGAGACGAUUCCAAGCCAAACUUAGCAAAGAUAAAGAAGGAUCUUGAUCAAGCGAAAUAUCAGCUGGAGCUUUUGGAAAAGGACCUCGAAGAUAUGAUAAGUCCCAAAUGA